AUGGGUUUAUUGGAGCAAGAUGAAAAAAUUAUUGAGCUAUUGUAUACCGAGUCAUCACGUAUUGUUUGUAGUAACUCGAAAAAAUCAGAUGAUGAGGUUAAGUUAUGGAGAGAAACAUUGGAUGAGGCAAGUUAUAUUAGUGCAUUAUGUAGACCAACCGGAAAUCAAUUUGGUAUUGUGGGAAUUCAGGUCGCGGGUACAACUAUGUAUCUGAAUAUUCUAGUAAAUGAUCUGGCUGGUAUACCAAGAUACUUCCAUUUAAAUCAUGCAGAAAUUCCAUUAUCCCCUUACCAGUCACGCCCAAAAUCUCUCAUUCGUUUACUAUUAACCUUAAGAAAUGUAAUGAUCGUGAAUAAGACACUAGUCAAAAUAGUCCAAAUCAGAUAG
Molecule: messenger RNA, 387 nt
Organism: Rhizophagus irregularis DAOM 181602=DAOM 197198
Lineage: Eukaryota; Fungi; Glomeromycota; Glomeromycetes; Glomerales; Glomeraceae
Source: RefSeq, a predicted model, not a curated record